This is a messenger RNA of Acanthopagrus latus (yellowfin seabream), 1087 nucleotides long. RefSeq names its product COP9 constitutive photomorphogenic homolog subunit 7A (gene cops7a). NCBI's taxonomy places the organism in Eukaryota, Metazoa, Chordata, Actinopteri, Spariformes, Sparidae. Bases 150 to 956 code for a protein of 268 amino acids. The record is from RefSeq and is a predicted model, not a curated record. Gene Ontology annotation, cellular component: COP9 signalosome. The transcript has 8 exons. Gene Ontology annotation, biological process: COP9 signalosome assembly.
AGUAAGAUGCUGAUCGACAGCUUGACAUGUCCCGCCCACUUCGUCGUACUGUCCAAUCAUAUUUUACGUUCCUUUGUUGUCGUGCGUGAUUGUGCUGCCGACGGAACUCAUCAACCGAGAAGCUGUCUACUAGAAACCAACACAACAAGAUGGAGGUGGAGCAGCUCCUGUCUCUGUCAGGCUCAGCACUGGCCCAGGCUGUCAGCUCCCUGCUGGAGACCCCAGGCCUCUACGUCUUCUCUGACAUCCUGGAGCUGCCUAAUGUCAGAGAGCUGGAGAAUGGCCCUCAUGCACCAGUGUACCAGCUCCUCAACCUCUUUGCCUAUGGAACCUACUGCGACUACAAAGAGAGAGCAGCCUCUCUUCCCGAGUUGACCCCCGCACAGAGAAACAAACUCCGCCAUCUGUCCAUCAUCAGCCUGGCGUCCAACCUCAAGUGCCUGCCGUACUCGCUGCUCCUACAGCAGCUCGAGCUGAAGAAUGUGCGGGAGCUGGAGGACCUGCUGAUCGAGGCCGUUUACUGUGACAUCAUCCAGGGCAAACUGGACCAGAGGAACCAGCAGGUGGAGGUGGACUGCAGCGUGGGUCGUGACCUGGGCCCCAACGAGCUCCCAAACAUAAUCAACACCCUGCAAGAGUGGUGUACAGGGUGUGAGGCGGUGCUGUGUGGUAUUGAGGAGCAGGUCUCGAGGGCAAACCAAUACAGAGAGAGCCAGUUAAAGGUCAAAGUCCAAGUGGAAACAGAGGUCUCAAACCUACAGAAAACGUUAAAGGCCAGCGCCGCCUCACCGUCAUCAGGCCCCGCCCCCGCCGGAGCCGCCUCAAAUCAGGACGCAGACCAGCCUGCAGAGCCACGAGACCCCGCCUCCUCUCAGGAACCACGACAACCAGGCAAAAAGAGUUCAAAGGUGAAAGGGCUGCGUGGCAGUGGGAAGAUCUGGUCCAAGUCCAACUGAAGACAAGACACUGAGACGUGAAGAUGGCGGAUGGACAGAUGGACACUUUGGCGGACAAACGGAUACAUUAAAGGAUGUGACCGGUGUUCUCUUGUCACAUACACUGGCCACAAUAAAACCGGGAAGCUUAA